GGAAGAGCUUACGAAUUAUACAAAAUAAAACUCAAGAGGACACCGCGGAACAGAGACUGCUUCGUUAAGCGAUUAAUCAUGCUAAUAUAUUAGCCAAGUGAAAUUCAAUUUGGAGCGCAACGCGAGUAAAUAGCACCACACGAGCACCAGGCGACAGGAUGCCAAGCAAUAUAUAAGAAAAAUUACCCGAAAAUACCAACGAAACCAACAACAGGCACAACAGCAGCAACAGCAACAGCAACAGAUACAACCACAACAACAUCAACAAGCUGCAGGCAGUGAAACGAGAAAUUGCAUUCGACGGGAACGCGAACAGGAGCUGCAGCUGUGCAGCCCCUGAGACACCCACGACAGUGAAGCCGCAGCUUACUCAAGAGGCGUAAAAAUGAGACAGAUUAAUUUGCCUGGCUGGCGUAGACUUCAGAGGGCGGAAAUGGAGCAGGAUAUGGAACAGGAACUGGAAUUGGGUAUUAAGUCAGCAGCAGCGCUUUUGAAUUAGACUGCUGCCGACACCAUGGCCACGGCUGUGGGCAAUGUUGAGCCUCGCCAGCUGGCGGCACCGGAAGCGGAUGGAGUAGUGGAGCCCGUGCUGGCGCUAUUGCGUGGCGAUGUUCUCAAUCAGACGCGUGCUCCGGUCUUUUACAACAGUUACAACAUCUCAGAGGAUGUCUUCUACUACUUCAAUGGCUUCAAUGCGGCGCCAACCAGCACGGAGCCACCGUUGACUGCGAAUACUACAAGCGGUGUGCCCAGCGAGCCUACCCUGGAGCCGGAUCUGGCCGACUUUCUGGAGGCGCUGCCGAACGAUCGUGUUGGCCUGCUGGCCUUUCUCUUUCUCUUCUCCUUUGCCACGGUUUUCGGAAACUCACUGGUCAUCCUGGCUGUCAUCAGAGAGCGCUACCUACACACGGCCACCAACUAUUUCAUCACGAGCCUGGCUGUGGCCGACUGCCUGGUGGGGCUGGUGGUGAUGCCGUUCUCGGCGCUAUACGAGGUGCUGGAGAACACAUGGUUCUUUGGCACUGACUGGUGCGACAUUUGGCGCUCACUGGACGUGCUCUUCAGCACGGCUUCGAUACUAAACUUGUGCGUAAUCUCGUUGGAUCGCUACUGGGCUAUUACGGAUCCCUUUAGCUACCCCAUGCGGAUGACUGUAAAGCGCGCCGCUGGGCUGAUUGCGGCUGUUUGGAUUUGCUCGAGUGCAAUCAGCUUUCCAGCCAUUGUUUGGUGGCGGGCCGCCCGGGACGGCGAGAUGCCCGCCUACAAGUGCACCUUUACCGAGCAUCUGGGCUAUUUGGUCUUCUCAUCCACCAUAUCCUUUUAUCUGCCACUGCUGGUGAUGGUCUUCACUUACUGUCGCAUCUACCGCGCGGCAGUCAUCCAGACGCGCUCCCUGAAGAUCGGAACCAAGCAGGUGUUGAUGGCAUCCGGAGAACUACAGUUGACCCUGCGGAUUCAUCGUGGCGGCACCACACGAGAUCCGGCGCCCAAUACACAUCAAGUCUCAAGCGGUGGCGGUGGUGGCGGCUCCCUCAGCCAUUCGCACUCCCACUCGCACCACCAUCAUAACCACAGCGGCGGCACAACGACAUCCACGCCCGAGGAGCCGGACGACGAGCCGCUAUCUGCGCUGCACAACAACGGGCUGGCGAGACAUCGACACAUGGGCAAGAACUUUUCGCUUUCACGGAAGCUGGCCAAGUUUGCCAAAGAGAAGAAAGCGGCCAAGACACUGGGCAUUGUGAUGGGGGUGUUCAUUGUGUGCUGGCUGCCGUUUUUUGUAGUGAAUCUAUUGUCUGGCUUCUGCAUCGAGUGCAUUGAGCACGAGGAGAUUGUUUCGGCAAUUGUGACAUGGCUGGGCUGGAUCAACUCCUGCAUGAAUCCCGUAAUCUAUGCCUGUUGGAGCAGAGACUUUCGCAGAGCUUUUGUGCGACUCCUGUGCAUGUGCUGUCCUCGCAAGAUACGCCGCAAAUAUCAGCCCACAAUGCGCUCCAAGUCACAGUGUCAUGUUGCUGCUGCUAUGGUGGCCGCCUCAACAUCCUUUGGCUACCACUCUGUCAACCAGCUGGACCGCAACCUCAUGUGACGUCAGCCCAGCAGCUGCAGCACUUGUAGCGGCAGCAGCAACUGCGGCGCCGGCGCCCGCAACUCUCAUCAAUACCAUUCAUCGACGGCAGCCACGCCCUCAUCUUCACAGCGCUCAUGCACGCGCUGCCAGAGCUUUCACCGGCACCACCAUCGCUCCCGGCGCCGCAGCUCGGGCAUGCAGUUGCGGGGCGACUACAACUCGACGUCGGCGGUGAACAGCGCAGCCAAAAAGAUUGUCACAAUUACAGCGCCACCGGCGGCGGCUGCUUCGGCCAGCUCGUUGCAUCUGGGCACUGGCAGCUGCAGACCCACAUCGAUGUCCACGCUGACGCUAGCUUCGGGGCCGACGUCGCUGCUGCUGGAUGCCACUUUGGGUGACGGCGGUAUAAAAUCCGCAUCCGCAUCCGCGGCCAACACCCCAACAGUUGCACCAGCUACGAAGCACACCAGCUUCGCUUUGACGCCCAGCGUAAUGGGCACAUCACACUCGUCGGGCUCGGGUCAUCAUGUCUCCUUUAUGCCCCUGCCGUUGCCCAUGAUGGGCAUCAAGCGCUUGCGCGACUCCAACCCAUCGCUCAGCUCACCAACGGGCGCAACUGGCAUGGCGGCCAGCUCGGCGCCAUCGCUAAUGGAGGCUGCGCAGUCGCCGACUGAGGCAAAGCACGCGGCGUUGGAGCUGCGCCAGAGCGUUCAGAGUCAGAUCACAACUCUGGAGGAUGUGGAUGAUGCGGACGAAGUACCGGAGAGCGAGGACGAUAGCGACAGCGAGAGCGUGGGAAUGGCUCUGGUGCAGACGACGCCGCAGCUGGAAUACCAGGCGGGCAUGGGCUCGAGUUCCUCGAGCACUUCGAUAAAGUAA
Messenger RNA from Drosophila hydei, 2947 nucleotides. It is a transcript of the gene Dop1R2, whose product is annotated as dopamine receptor 2. NCBI's taxonomy places the organism in Eukaryota, Metazoa, Arthropoda, Insecta, Diptera, Drosophilidae. The transcript has 5 exons. Gene Ontology annotation, biological process: adenylate cyclase-activating adrenergic receptor signaling pathway. Gene Ontology annotation, cellular component: membrane. Gene Ontology annotation, molecular function: G protein-coupled receptor activity. The record is from RefSeq and is a predicted model, not a curated record.